GGGCCUAGCUUGCUUUCCCUUCCGGCAUUAGCACAGCAGGCCUUUAUUUUGGGCCUAGCAUUCACUUGGACGCAGAUAGGAUCAGAACACAAUUUCUCUGAGUUGAAGGCGUGCCCACCCAAUUUGACGAAACAUUGAGAAAUUUUACAGCAGUCGCGUGUUGGUCUUGUCCAGCCUAUCUACUUCCAUCUCCUCCUCCGUUGCUGUGUCUGGGAAUUCAUCGCUCCAUGGCUCUGCCUCAGAAUCACUACCAGCAGCACUAUCAAUCCCAACAGCAACACCAAUCGAUAUCUUUUCGAAACUUGUACACCGCCGAUGGUCAUGUUUCUCAACCCAUCUCCUAUUUCAAUCCCUUCAAUUUGCAGGAGCAUUCCCAGCAUCCUCCUUACGUUCCUCCAUCCCCUGGCCAGGACGCCAGUGAUGGAGUAGCGGAUUUUCACUGGAUGCAUGGCAUUGAACCCAAAAAGAAAAGGUUGAAGGAGCAAGAUCUUUUUGAGAACAAUUCCCAAAUAUCAUCCAUUGAUUUCUUGCAGCCACGCCCAGUUUCCACGGGACUGGGUUUAUCGCUUGACAACACCCGCAUGGCUUCUACAGGCGACUCGCCUUUGGUUUCUCUUAUAGGUGAUGACAUUGAUCUUGAACUACAGCGACAGGACGAAGAUAUUGAGAAAUUCCUCCAUGUUCAGGGUGAAAGGCUACGACAUACCAUAUUAGAGAAGAUCCAAGCAAAUCAACUCCAAACUCUCUCGACUGUGGAAGAAAGAAUUAUUAAGAAACUACGAGAAAAAGAGGCCGAGGUGGAGUGUAUUAACAAGAAGAACAUCGAACUCGAACAGCGGAUGGAGCAGCUGUCAAUGGAAGCUGGUGCUUGGCAGCAGCGGGCUAGGUAUAACGAGAACAUGAUCACAGCUCUCAAGUUCAAUCUUCAGCAGGUGUAUGCUCAAAGCAGGGAUAGCAAGGAAGGAUGCGGGGAUAGCGAGGUGGAAGACACUGCAUCGUGCUGCAAUGGUCGGUCGCUUGAUUUUCAACUGCUUCGCGGCAAUAGCAAUGAUAUAAAGGAUUUGAUGUACUGCAAAGCUUGCAGGGUUAAUGAAGUGUGCAUGCUUUUGUUGCCCUGUAAGCAUCUCUGCCUGUGCAAGGACUGCGAAAGUAGGCUUAGCUUUUGCCCUCUCUGUCAAUCCUCUAAAUUCAUAGGUAUGGAAGUUUAUAUGUAAAAGGUAUACUUUGCACGACCCAAACAUACGCUUAACUCAUAUAUACACUUACUCUUUGGUGAUUAUGUA
Cucurbita moschata (crookneck pumpkin) is the source of this 1283-nucleotide messenger RNA. RefSeq names its product probable BOI-related E3 ubiquitin-protein ligase 2. The transcript is spliced from 4 exons. NCBI's taxonomy places the organism in Eukaryota, Viridiplantae, Streptophyta, Magnoliopsida, Cucurbitales, Cucurbitaceae. The coding region runs from base 228 to 1214 and encodes 328 amino acids. Gene Ontology annotation, molecular function: ubiquitin-protein transferase activity. The record is from RefSeq and is a predicted model, not a curated record.